UGUGCCACUUUCAGGUCUCCUCACACACUGCUGUGUGUUCCAUUUUUUGUCAUAGGUGCUGGCAGAUUACGGGCCCCCCAUAGCUGCUGCCAGGCCCCUAAUCUGCCAUGGGCCCCUGUACCGCCUCCUCAUGCUGCUGCCAGGCCCGUAAUCUGCCAUGGGCCCCCGUACCAACUUCCUCAUGCUGCUGCCAUGCCCGUAAUCUGUCAUGGGCCCCUGUACCGCCUCCCUCAUGCUGCUGCCAGGUCCAGGAGUGUGUCAUGGGUCCCUGUACGGCCUCCAUUGCUGCUGUCUCCAUCGCCACACUCUGCCAUUGCCACUUUCAGGUCUCCUCACCUACUGCUGGUGGUUAUCCAUUUUGGUCACUAGGUGCUGUAUGGCCUCCCAUUGCUGCUGCCUCCACCGCCACACUGUGGCCCUUCCACACUCUGUUUUGGCCCCGUGACUGCCCAAAUCGGAGUUGAAGGUGUGGCGGGGAUUCUAAGAGCGUCGGCCUCAGCCUGCAGGUCAUACUGGACCGUGUCAGUAUUAUUUGCUCUUCCCCAGCAGGACCUCCAAGGCAUUUAAAUUAAAGGGUCACAGUGUGCCUUGCACUAAUAUAA
Molecule: messenger RNA, 602 nt
Organism: Staurois parvus
Lineage: Eukaryota; Metazoa; Chordata; Amphibia; Anura; Ranidae
Source: the annotation of a GenBank genome assembly